AUGGAUUCGGAGGGCGGCACGGCUGUGGCGCUUGCUGGCGAGGAGAAGGAGUUAGUCAAAGUUGAACCUGUUAGUUCUAGCCAAGGGAAUGUUGCUGUCUCGACGACCCUGUCCGAUGUUCCUGUUGCCGAGGCGGAGGGUCGAUCCUUACAGGCUGCCGUAGGGACCUCUGAUGUACCAGUGUUGGCCACGGCGAGUUGCUCUACCCCAACGGAGGCGGAGAGGGGGAAGGACGUGGUGGAGGACGAGUAUGAAUCUGAGUCCGAUUUGGACCCUGACGAUGUUGCAUGUUCGAGGAGGUUUGAGUUGUUGUGUUCGGAAGCCGAGAACACGUCUUUGAGGAGUGUUUCAGAUAUUGAAGUGAUGGAUGAAGUGGCCGUGAUGGGCCUGAGGACUUACUUGUUGGAGGUGGAGAACAUACGCAGAGCCAAGGUUCGCUCGAGGAUCUUCCUGCAGAUGCUGGGGAAAUAUCGCCGUUAUCGUGAACGGUGCCGAAGGCUGCACGAGCAUUUACGGAACGAUCCCUGUAAUCGGGCUUUGGGCGAGGAGUUGGUGAGGCGGGACCAGCAGUUGUUGCAGGCGCUUGGCAGUAAAAGUGCUCUUGAAGAGCAGAUCCGUCGGAAAGACGAGGAGCUUGAGGUGGGAAAGGGAAUCGCAGCUGAGUGUGCGCACCUGCAGGGUAAGUUGAGGGAGAUGGAAUUGGAGGCGGAACAGAACCGGGUCAAAGCAGCGGAGGCGGCUGCGGAAUGGAGUGGGAAACUGGCAGCGUUGGAAGGCGAGGUUGCUGCCUUGAAAUUUUUGGAAAGGGGUGCCUCGUCGAGGGCUGGGGCGUUGGAGGCGGCGAUCCGCGUGCAUGAGUCUCGGCUUGAGUCGGAGAGGGAGACAGCGACCCUUAAAGAGGCAAGGCUCGAGGAGUGGAUUGCUGUUCUUGAGCAGGAGGCCCAAGUUAUGUUGGACCGUAUUGCGGCCUUAGAGGAGGAGAACCGACGAUUGCAGAGCCAAGCUGGUUCGUCGCAUACUGCCGUUUCCCACCAGGCUCACGAACUUUGGGUUUACGCCGAAGCUCAACGCGAUGUUUACAAGAACUUAUUGGAGGCGGGUAUUGUGACCGAGACCGUCUUCGAGGUGGCACGCCAGAAGGCUCGUGAAGCUCGUGCCGACUGUGGUUAUGAUGUGGCGACGCCCGAGGCUGACAAUGGCGCGAGUGGCGGUGACGGUGACGGCGGUGGUAGCGCCGAGUGA
Molecule: messenger RNA, 1242 nt
Organism: Nicotiana attenuata
Lineage: Eukaryota; Viridiplantae; Streptophyta; Magnoliopsida; Solanales; Solanaceae
Exons: 3
Coding region: 1-1242 (413 amino acids)
Source: RefSeq, a predicted model, not a curated record